Molecule: messenger RNA, 485 nt
Organism: Nicotiana attenuata
Lineage: Eukaryota; Viridiplantae; Streptophyta; Magnoliopsida; Solanales; Solanaceae
Product: stress-induced protein KIN2-like
Exons: 3
Coding region: 88-288 (66 amino acids)
Source: RefSeq, a predicted model, not a curated record
ACUGUAAUAGUAAUUCACACAUUCUUGUUUUUUCCUACCUUUCCAAUUACAGCUACUAGUAUUAAUUAUUUUUUAAGCCGUUUCAACAUGGAUCAAUCUCAGAAAGCCAGCUACCAUGCCGGCGAGGCUAAGGGCCAAGUUCAGGAGAAGACUAGCCAGAUGAUGGACAAAGCUAGAGAUACUGCUCAAUCUGCUAAGGAAUCCAUGCAGGAGACUGGACAACAGAUGAAGGCUAAGGCACAGGGAGCUGCUGAUGCCAUGAAAGAUUCAGUGGGUGCGAACAAAUGAGGAAUUGGCUUUGAUCCAUCUGAAUUUUGUCAUUUUUCAUUUUCAUAUUUGCUAAAGAACUUGUGCAUGUGGUUCUCCUUUUUUGAAAUGUAGAGGGAGACCACUCAAGUGAAUUUCAUUUAGUAUUAUGUUCACCUAAGGAUUGUAAUUCUGAUUUGAUGGUUUUCAGUUCAUGAGAGUAUUAUCCUCCUGGUUAA